AUGUUCAACCGCGCUCUUCUCACCUUGUCUAAGAAUCAAACUGUCUUCCGCCGUGCUCUCCACAAGGGAGUUGAUUCGACCCCACCACUUCGUUACACUUCCGUCGGAGAGAAGGUUGCGUUGUACAGUCUUAUCUCCGUUGCUCUUCUCUCGUACCCCACGUCCGUCCUCUUCAGACUUGAUAACCUUCGCCCAAGACCAGAUAAUGCCUUGGCUCCAGAGGUUCAGGAAGAGAUCAACGCUAAAGCUGCCGCUCGCCGACACUAG
Molecule: messenger RNA, 267 nt
Organism: Caenorhabditis bovis
Lineage: Eukaryota; Metazoa; Nematoda; Chromadorea; Rhabditida; Rhabditidae
Source: the annotation of a GenBank genome assembly